AUGUCUGCCGGAGAUGAAAAAACUGCCAAAAGCUCCAUUAGUGAGAAAGAUUCACAGGGAAUCAGUUCACAAGAUGAAUCAGACAAAGAAUUGCAGAAGACGCAGUACGCUGGCGAAGGAGGGACAUUUGAUGCUGGCGAAGGUCAUCAAUUCUACAGGCCCAUUGAUAGCUAUGAAGGGCUUCACCGGUGGGACCCCGAUUUUCAAUGGACUGAGGAUGAGGAAAAGAAGAUUGUUCGAAAGAUCGAUCUUCGUGUCUGCACAUUUGCCUGUGUGACCUUCUUCGCGCUACAGCUUGACCGAGGCAAUGUUGGCCAGGCAUUGUCAAGUACAUUGUUGCAAGACUUGAAGAUGACCAGCAAUGACUACAACCUGGGGCAGACGAUCUUCCUGGUUUGCUUUUUGCUGGCGGAGAUGCCGUCUCAGUUGCUCUCUAAGAGAAUCGGACCAGAUCGUUGGAUCCCCAUACAGAUCAUUGCAUGGAGUCUGGUCGCAGCAUGUCAAGCCUUCCUGAAGGGUCGUGGGUCUUAUUUGGCUCUUCGCGCUUUAUUGGGGCUUUUGGAAGGCGGAUUCAUACCAGACACGAUACUGUUUCUGUCCUUCUUCUACAAAUCAAGUGAGCUGCCGAAAAGACUUACCUGCUUUUGGAUCUCCUAUACAAUUGCCGGAAUCAUUGGCUCGUUCUUAGCGUUUGGCUUUCUCCACAUCACAGACUCCAAUGGCGGUGGCUCUUGGCGAUACCUCUUCGCAUACGAAGGAUUGAUCACCGGUGUGAUUGGCAUUGUCGCAGUGUUUUGGAUGCCCGCGUCUCCGGUCCAAACAAAGGGGGGACUCCGUGGAAAAGACGGGUGGUUCACAGAGCACGAGGAAAAGAUCAUUGUGAACCGAGUGAUCAGGGAUGAUCCUAGCAAAGGCACAAUGCAUAACCGACAAGCACUUACUCCAAAGCGUUUCUGGGAAUCUCUCAAAGAUUACCACAUGUGGCCGAUCUAUCUGCUUGGAUUGAUUUGGAUGAUUCCUACCACGCCAUCAGCCAAUUAUCUCACCCUUCAGCUACGCUCGCAGGGAUUCACGACAUUCCAAACCAACUUAUUGGUAAUCCCGUCUGCAAUUAUUUCAAUCACAACAAUGAUAACCAUUACCUGGAUUGCAGAGCGGACCAAUCAACGAUUGCUUUGCGGAGCAUCGGUUGAAGUGUGGAACCUUAUGUUGCUCAUUGCAUUGGUGGUCCUGCCAGAGAAAACAAUGCCUUGGCAACGAUGGGCUAUUCUCACGCUUCUUGUUGGAGGGCCUAGUAUUCAUCCUGUUGUGGUGGCUUUGACUUCACGGAAUGCCGGAUCGGUGCGGACUCGUACAGUUGCUUCUGCACUAUACAAUAUGUCUGUUCAGAUAAGUGGUAUUGCAGGUGCUAAUGUAAGUGUCGAUUUCCUCUUUUCUUCUUCAUCACAGUUCAAGCUGGGACUCCAGGAUGCUGACCUUUUCGCACAGGUUUACCAAACAAAGGAUGCCCCGUAUUACAAGCAUGGAAACAAGGUGCUCAUCGCAUUGUCUAUAGCGAGUGGGACUCUGUUCGUUGCAGCAAAAUUCUACUAUGAUUGGUGGAACAAGAGAAACUCGUCCAAAUGGAAUGCCAUGACAAGCGAACAACGCGAGCAAUAUCUCCGCGAGAACCCAGUGCUAACAAACAAAAGGUAUACAUAUCCAGUGUGCUUGUUCCAUAUCCACACGAUCACAGCUAAUCAUUCGUCUUGCUAG
Molecule: messenger RNA, 1755 nt
Organism: Penicillium salamii
Lineage: Eukaryota; Fungi; Ascomycota; Eurotiomycetes; Eurotiales; Aspergillaceae
Source: the annotation of a GenBank genome assembly